UUGCUUCCAGCGACUUCUGCUCUCACAGGCGGCACUGAUGUCAGCAGCAGCAAGUUGUCGGUCUCGGGACUCUCGCCCAAGACCCCGGCGAGCGAGUCCUCGGUGACCAAGUUGAGCGCCGUGUCAUCCCCGGCGCGGACUGAGACACGGCCGCCGCCUACUCUGGGGAGUACUCGGAUCUUCUCACUCAUUCCGCCGGGGACAGUGCCAGUGGCAGAUGAGCCUCACUUCGAAGUCUACUUCAACAGACAUCCCUUCGAACUGCUGAUUGGGCAGGAGUUCGUGAGCGAGAUGAACGCCAACGUCUUGAUGAUGCUGCAGCAGGACCCAGUAACAGUAGCUGAUGCCAUCUCGGCGGUCGGGUAUUCGUAUCUCGUCGGAAAGUCGGCAAACUCACUCUUGCCGGUGCUGAAUCGCAGAGCGAGGAUACUGGCAAAUCUGAGGAGCAUGAAGCCGUCAAGCUACUACUUUGAAGAGGCUCUCUUUCUUCUGCUUGGGCUUUGCGCCAUGGAGCUCGUCACUCUGGCCCAACCAGGUCACCAUGCCACCAUACCCACAGUCCUGUCCAACGUGGCGUCCCUCAUCAGCCACCACGUCUCUACGGGAGGAGACGUCUCCUCUGUGGCGAGGUAUUACCUCCGGGCGCUGGCGAGGCAGGAUCUCGUGGUCUCACUGGUACAGUUGCGCCGGCCUAGAGUACCUACGUAUGUCUGGCUCGAGAAUGAGCCCAAGCCCGACCGGUUGCUGGGGUACACCGUGACCAUGAUGCCUCUGCUUGAGGAGCUCUGCACGCUAGCGGAGGAGGUUCGAGAUCGAGUCCUCCAGCCAGUCCUCAGCAACGCACUCACGGAGGGGCAAGCAGACAUCUCCACCGCUGAUGACACUUUGCCUUCGUCCCUCUGCAUCGACAGCUGGCUAGACACGGGCUAUUCCGAUAUUUCCUUGAGAGCCGACUCCCUCCGCAUGCGGCUGGAAUCCUGGAGACCCAUGAUAUCUGACAGCCUCUCCUUCCGCUCGUCGCGUAAGUUUAGGGCGCAAGCUGCAUGCUACCGCGCGGGGGCUCUCUUGUACCUGCAUCGGUUGUUCGAGCUCCCGGGCUCGUCUCUGGAUGCAGAUAGUGAAGCUCUGAGCAAAGCUCACGAUGUAAUGCUUUACGCAACCGGGCCGCCAGAGGAGACGAAGAUGCUUUUGUGGCCUGUUUUCCUAGCGGCGUGCGAGAUGUCUGAUGUCGAAGACAGAGGUGCGGUCUUGGAUGUUUUCGAUUCGAUAGGAACGCAUCGGAAGACCGUGACCGUGGAGAGGACGCGGAGGUUUGUGGAGGAGCGGGUGUGGAAAGCUAGAGAUGAAGGUCAGGGCUGGGACUGGAUGACGUUAGCUCAAAGCUAUCCCGGGGAGUGUCUCCCUAUCUGA
Molecule: messenger RNA, 1410 nt
Organism: Colletotrichum karsti
Lineage: Eukaryota; Fungi; Ascomycota; Sordariomycetes; Glomerellales; Glomerellaceae
Exons: 2
Biological process (GO): positive regulation of transcription by RNA polymerase II
Cellular component (GO): nucleus
Molecular function (GO): DNA-binding transcription factor activity; transcription cis-regulatory region binding
Source: RefSeq, a predicted model, not a curated record